Molecule: messenger RNA, 4076 nt
Organism: Purpureocillium takamizusanense
Lineage: Eukaryota; Fungi; Ascomycota; Sordariomycetes; Hypocreales; Ophiocordycipitaceae
Exons: 4
Coding region: 339-3923 (1194 amino acids)
Molecular function (GO): protein binding
Source: RefSeq, a predicted model, not a curated record
GCCGAGGCAGGUGGCAGGGACACGGGUUGCUCACUCGUUCGUUCGCUCCUGGCUUUGCACGCCGCUUUCUCUCCGACAGUCGUUCGUCCUCGUCUACCCAUCUCUACCUCGACUCCAUCCUCGCCUCUGUCCCUCCCCCUCGCGCUCUCGCCCGCACAGCCUCGCCCCUCCUGUGCGCCCUCGGCUUCGGAAUCUGCUCUGCACCGCUGUCCGGCUCGCCGUUCCUCGACCGCCACUGCGUCCUCCCGGUGCACGGCCCUCUCCCCCCCGAUCGUCAUCCUCUCGCCAUGCCACGGGGAUACCGUCGACACGCUGCCCUCGAAUGACCUGGAUCCAAGAUGACGACCAAAGCCCUUCAUUACAUUGAUCAGCUCGAGGCCGCCCGCUGCGAGGGCAGUUGGGACGACGUGCCUGAGCUCGUUCGCAAGGUUCGAAAGCAUGCAGCCGACAGGAAAUGCCUCACCCUGGCCGCCGAGACCGAAUGUGCCAUCUCCAACGCCACGACAGCUGGAGCGCGAACCUCCGCCUCGGCCACGGCGCGCGACCUCGACGUCACUACCAGGGUCCCGGCGCUUCUCGCCGCCAUCGACGAAGAGCGCGUAAACCACGAAGACCGAUUCCAGGCCCAGGUAUGCGUUGGCUGGCUACAUUGGGUCGUGGGCGAAUAUAGUCUGGCUACCGAGCGCCUGCCCACACGCUUGCAAGACGAGGGCACCAAUCUUGAUCCUGCCGCCCUGUCUCAUGAAUGGACACAUGUUUGCGCCCUCAAGUCGGCCUACCUAAGAGCAAACUGCUUGAUGCGCCAUGAGCAGCGGACAGAAGCUCUUGAUGCACUCAAGGCUGUCGCGCCAGCUCUGAACCGCGCUCUGACGGGAAAAGUCAGAAAGCAGUUGCGCUACUGGUCGGAACUGUUCCUGACAGAGUACUGUGUGCUUUCGAGCGGCUCCGCCGCCCGCGAUGAGACGUCUCUGGAGAAUCCCGCCACGCUCGUGCCGUUUCGCUCGUGGGCCAAAUACUGGGAUUCUAUGCAAGCGCCGGGCACCGGUGGCUAUGGAUUCAAAGGUUCAGUACCGCGAAGGCAAAUUUGGAACGAAUACUACAUGGCCCUGUCUCGGAUACUAGAGAGCGACCUCCUGUAUCAGCCUGGCCACCUAGAAGGCCUGCCUAUCUCGGCCGACUCCUCCCCACGAAGUCAACUGCGCGCCGAGCUCAAGUAUGUGGAGUCUACCUAUCGCUCCCUCCUCCUGUCAGAAACGUCGUUUCCACGGGCAGACGAGGAGAGGAUCGAGGUGGAAGCCUUCGUCCGGCGCGUGACCAAGAACUGGACCAUUCUUUGCGGACGGGGCUGGCGUGAGGAAGACCUCGGCCAAGGGGGCAGGUCUGCAGUCAGCCGGGGCAUCCUCGAGAUUCUCUACAGUGCAGCCACCAGGACAUAUCACUCCACUGCCAUCCUCCGCUCCUUGUUCCUCGUCCACAUGUCGCUCGCUGAUUUCGACCUCGCCCUCAAAGCUUUCGAUUCGUACCUGGAUAUUGUCAAGAGGGGCAAGGCUCGCGUGGAAAAGACUGGUGAGAUCGAACCCAGCCUCGAUGAUGACGGCACUGUCUUGGAAACCAUGUCGAUGGCCAUUAUAGCGCUUUGUCGGUACGGACAUCAGAAGGCCGGCGAAAAGGCACGACGCCUCGGUGCGGAGCUCGAGGACUGGUUGUCCAAGCUGCCUCACGGCAAGCACAUGGCAAACGAGAAUGGCACCCCAUCCAUAGCCGAGGAGACAACGAACGGGGAUUUGGAACCCUGGGUUGCACCGCACACUGUGGCCCUGGCUUGGCAGGCCAUUGGUCUAUCACACGCGCAUUGGUCGAGGCUCACUUAUGAGGCGGGCUCGAGGACGGAGAUACAGUCCAAGGCCAUCAGGUGUCUGCGAAAGUCCUUGUCUGCGGAGUAUGGCCGAUCAAAAGACAUUAGAAGCUUCUUCAGCCUGGCCCUGCUCUUGGCGGAGCGCAGGGAGCUGACGGCGGCCAUUGAACUGACAAAGACGGCCUUGAUGUCCAACAAGGGCAGGGAAGAGGGCUACGACCUGCUGUGCGGGUCACACUGGCAAGAGAGGACUCUCAUUCCGCUAUGGCAUCUUCUCGCCCUUCUGCUGAGCGCCAGGCAGGACUAUACUUCUGCCAUCCGGGCCUGCGAAGGUGCGCUGGAGCAGUUCAGGGACCCGUCGGUUCUUUUUGGAAAAGGCGGGCCGGGCUUCCGCAGUGAGCAUCUCAACGAUGCCGGUGCGGAUGGCGUCCCAGCGGAACCGCAACACGGCCUAGUCGAUGAGAUGGACGAUGCCGAGAAGCAGGGUAUCCUGGAGCUCAAGAUGACGGAGCUCGCCAUCACCGAGCUUACGGAUGGGCCGGACGCUGCCGUCAACGCAAGCUACGAGCUGCUGACCCUCUUCUCUCGGCUGUAUGGCAGCGUCACAGUGCAGUCACCCACUCUGACGACACCAGCGCAGCAGCCACCCAAGACAUCAGGCACCUUUAGAAGCAUCAGGGGCAGUAUUUUUGGAUCAAAGAUCGACCGCUCAAGGCCUCCCACGAGACAGCCCAGCGCAUCCACUCUCAGCGACGACAAGUCGAAUGGGGUCGGGCCUAGGCCAGCGACCAAACAAACACAGACAACAGUGAGGCCGAUGGUACAUGUCACCGAGGAGAACGGCGUGCAUGCGGCCGGGCCCAGAUCGCGAAGGGGCAGCUCAAGUCAUAGGCAGAGGAGCCAGUCUGGCCACAGAAACAGCCUCAAGAAGAGGGAAAGAAACGACAGCCGGCCCCGAACAGACGCCACGGGAACCUUGUCGCCGCAAGCAACCAUCGUCGAUGGCGAUGCCUUCUUUACGCCCGGUGCGGAGCUGGAGCAAGGAGAUGUUUCCUUCUCAACAAGGUCGUCUCAGACUCGCAUGUCGUCGUUUUCCAAGUCCAAGACCACCUUGCCAUUGAACUCGUACCUCUCCAAUGCCUCAAAAUCGACGGAUUUUACCGAGAUCUCAGUUGAUGUAACACAGGCAACGCCAAAUCACCUCCCCUUGGUGCAAUUUCCCAACGAAAGAGAGGGGAGUCAGCGUAUCGCAAUGCUCGUCGGCAUCUGGCUCACUAUAGCCGGAUUCUACCGUCGAGCUGCCUUGCUGGAGGACUGCAAGGGCGCAAUCGCUGAAGCACAGAAGCUGGUCCAUGGUCUCGAGAUGGAGAUAUCUCAAGACCAGUCGAUAGCCAGCGGACCAAAGACGGCAUCAUGGGGCGAAAAGAAGAGCGUUGACGACCUGUGGGGCGAUGUGUGGUCCGAGCUUGGACUCUUGUCUUUGGCCCAAAAUGAACCGUACACGGCGAGAUCAGAUUUUGAGUAUGCCCUGACGCAUUGCCCGGAUCAUCCUGCUGCUAUUGUGGGGCUGUCCAAUAUCCUCCUGGACACGUACAGCGAGAAGAUUCGGCCGACACCAGCCGUGCCACUCCUGGAGAAUCCUGAGCCAUCGCUCGACUCCUUGGCGCAUUUGGCGCUGUCGGAGGCUUCAACAGAUGGGGCAGUGAAGUCGCUUCCUUCGGUUCCCCUCGGGCUCGGCUCCACGACGACGCAGCCACAAGUCAAAUUCGCCGACGCCACGUCGUCUCCAGUGGGUGACGACCAUCUCCCGGCCCCUUACAAGGCCACUCGGCUGCCGCUCAUUGAUCGGCUUGCGGCUCGAGACCGGGCCUUUGCCCUUUUGUCCGGCCUCACGCGUCUUGGCACCGGCUGGGACUAUUCCGAGGCUUGGUUCGCCCUGGCCCGAGCACACGAGGAGAGCGGCCAGCCUGACAAGGCGAAGGAAGUGUUGUGGUGGUGUGUCGAGCUGGAGGAGGCCAUGGGGGUGCGCGACUGGCGCUGUCUCGGGGGAGGGAGCUACAUCAUCUGAGCGAGCGCCUGGAUAUUUGGCGCCGGACUGUACAAACUGGGGACCAAAGGCGCAGCGCCGCAUGUGGUUGCCAGACUUGCUCUAUGUAAUCAUAAUAGCCGGUUGGCGAGCGACACUUGAGUGCGUAAUGAUGCUUCAAUCCAGUUGACCGCG